This is a messenger RNA of Symbiodinium pilosum, 173 nucleotides long. The record is from the annotation of a GenBank genome assembly. Lineage: Eukaryota; Dinophyceae; Suessiales; Symbiodiniaceae.
AUGCUUGCUGCUGGUCGCAGCAUCAAGUUUUUCUCUGAGCGGUUCUACCACGGCGCGGCCGGCAUGAUCCUGGCAGCACUUCUGGCCAUUACUUUCCCGUUGGCCUAUGAAAAGUGUUCCGCGGCCGCUGCCUUGACACAAGUCUGCAUACUCUACGGCAUUGCUGCAGCAGU